Messenger RNA from Symbiodinium necroappetens, 1761 nucleotides. The record is from the annotation of a GenBank genome assembly. NCBI's taxonomy places the organism in Eukaryota, Dinophyceae, Suessiales, Symbiodiniaceae.
AUGAGAUAUGCCUCUAGAAUUUCCAGACUCCUGAAGCACCGGACGGUGCUGAUUGAUCAUGCCGGUCGAGCGCGAGACUGGGUUGGGGCGCUUUGCAUGCUGCAUGAGAUGGGCGGGGCUCGGCUGCUGGCUAACCUCAUCACUUUCAACGCCAACAUUACAGCGUGCGCCAGAAGUUCUCAGUGGCAGUCUUCGCUUGCAUUGCUACUGGAACUCCGAGAGAGAAAACUCGAGCCGGACUGCACAUCGUACAACUCGACAAUUACCGCUUGCGAAAGGGGCUCGGCGAUGCAGAUGGCUUCUGAAGUCUUGGUUCAGAUGCAUGAUGCAGGUGUCCAGGCAGAUCUGUACACAUACAAUGCUAGUUUAAGCGGGCAUGGGAAGGAUGCAAAGUGGGAGAUUGCCAUGCAGCUCCUGGUUGCUAUGGCAAGAAGACGCACUGAGCCGGAUGUUGUAAGCUUCGGAGCUGCCCUCAGUGCAUGUGAGAAGGCUUCGCAGUGGUUGGCCGCUGUGCAGCUGCUCGGGACUAUGCGCUCCACAAGGCUAGAUCCCAACGUCAUCAUCUACAGCACCUCCAUUAGCGCUUGUGCGAAGUCCUCGCAAUGGCAGUGCGCCCUUCAUGUCCUCAGGGAGUUGCAGGCGCAGUUUAUGAGAGCCGAUGUGGUGGCCUACUCUGCAGCCAUCAGUGCAUGCAAGAAGGGAGCUGCUUGGCAGUCAGCCUUGGAGCUCCUUCAACACAUGAAGCGGAAUGGCCCACAGCCCAACAUCAUUGCCUACACGGCCAGCAUGAAUGCUUGUGAACGCGGCUCCUACUGGCCACUAACUCUGCAGCUCAUGCAAGAAGUGAAAGGACGCUCCAUGGAGCCGACAGAGAUCACGUACGGAGCGGCCAUGACGGCUUGUAGCAGGGGCUCCCUGUGGCAGUACGCCUUGAUGGUCUUGGAUGAGAUGCAGGUGGCCGCCGUCAGCCCGGACUCCUUGAUUUUCAAUGCAUGUGUGGGAGCCUGCAGACGCGGAUCCCAGGGGCACAGACUCCACGUCUCGAGAAGCAUAGUGAUGGUCGGCUCGGCUUUGACGCCACCCGCACGCUUGACAAAUGAGCUGCCAGUAUUUCAGCUUGCGGCAAAGAGUGUUCGGCCACCUUUGCCCAGCACGAUGCGAACUUCCAUGGAGCUGCGGGCAGCCACCGCCAAGGGGCCUGGAGGUGUUGCUGUGAAAGAUUCCCGAGGCAUGUCAGGGACGCUUAUGCUGGUGUUGCCCUUCAUUGCCUCAGCCGUGGCCAAUCGUGUGGCAAAUCGCGUACUUUUGGUUCCGAUGGCCGGGCAUACCCUCUUCCUCUCUCUUGCAACAAGCACUGCGCAGCUGACUGCCUACUUGCUGCUUCUCGCUUGGAGGGCGUGGAAGCAACUCGCAAUAAGUGACAUGUGCCAGUUCGUGGCAGCACACUGGAAGCUGCUGCUGCUGGUGGGUGCAUGCGAGGGGGCCUUUUAUCCCCUGGUUUUUGCAGCAGCAGCGAAAUUGCCUGGAGGACUGGUGCAGGCCUGGGAAACCAUCUCUGCCCGGUUUCCGACAUGGGUUUUCAGUGUUAAAUGUUCCUACAGUACCCCUUCUUCGCAAUAUAUCGUCGCAACUUUUUGGUACAUGUCAAUUGUGACAUGUCAAAAUGUAUGUGUGUUAUUCCGCAGACCGCUUUUGCACGAAGCGCUCUUGCACUUGGCCGUGGGUUUGCUUCAAGUGGCCCGAUGUCGUGGUGAUCCCUGA